Ambispora gerdemannii is the source of this 634-nucleotide messenger RNA. The record is from the annotation of a GenBank genome assembly. NCBI's taxonomy places the organism in Eukaryota, Fungi, Glomeromycota, Glomeromycetes, Archaeosporales, Ambisporaceae.
AUUCAUAACCGAACUCACCGAUUACCGUGUCAAAUUUAACGCUGAACUUACCUCACGCGACGAAAAAUUUACAGCAGAGGUCCAAAGAAUCUUUACAAUGUUUAAUACUUCUACUGCAAGACUUGAUGAGAUCGAACGAGUCCUUCAAAACCACCAUAACAAUUUUGGCAGAGUUGCAACAGAAUUCGAAUCAAUCAAUGGAUCUAUCUCGAUGCUCCAAAACGAAAUCAAUCGAUAUUAUGCUGUUGUCCAAGCACGAAGUGACAUUUCUCCCGAAAUAAUUGAGCCUAUCGAGGAUGCAGAACUUCAAGACAAUGACUCAUCCGACCAACAAAGUGAUGCAAAUCAAUCUGAAGCUUCUUCUGGUUCGAGCCAACGAUCAUUUUCCGAUAUGACUUCAGAAAUCUGGAACCAAUUUAAAAUUAUUUUUGAUAUGAUUAUGGCAGAAAAAGAAUGUUCUUUUGAUGAUAUGUGUAAUAUUGUAAUGGUUGAUCUUCUUAAUCUUGGGGUGGGAAAACUUAGUAAAGAUAUAAUCAAAAAUUAUUAUCGUAGAAUUAACGAUUUAAGAGGUAGCAACUUAGAUAAAAUCGGUUCCUGGAUCGAUAGUAAAACAGUUACACAUAAUAGUGAGUAG